GAACCAGGAAGUUGCUGAAAUUAACAUGGCUACGAAAGAUCAGGUCGACAGUUUAACCAAGGAGCUCGAUUGUCCCAUCUGCCUGGAUUUCUUCACCGAUCCGGUGUCACUGGAGUGCGGGCACAACUUCUGCCGCUCCUGUAUCACACAGAGUUGGGACAGAGAGGGGAGAAACUCCUGCCCGGAAUGUAGAGAGGAGUUUGUGAAUCGCACCCUCGGGACAAGUCGGGCCUUGUCGAGACUGUCAGAUAAAUUUCGGACACUGCGCGAGAAUCAGGAGAAGGGAGUUACACACCACUGCGAAGAACAUCAGGAAGAACUAAAGCUGUUUUGUGAAGCUGAUAUGGAGCUGAUCUGUGUGAUUUGUGCAGCCGGGCGGAAACACAAGUGUCACAGCUUCGCGCUGAUAGCAGAAGCUGCUGAAUUCUACAAGGAUCAAGUGAGAUACUCCUUCGAAUCUCUCGCAAAAAAUAAAUCAGAGAUCCAGCAAAUGGAGCAGCAACAGAAACAGAAGAUUUCUGGAGUUCUGGAACAGUCACACAACCUUCAGUCACAGAUCACAUCCCAGUUUGCUGAACUGCACCAGAUUCUCACUGAGAAAGAGCAGCGCACACUGGCAGAUAUCCGGGAGGAAGAGAAGAAGAUUCUAAAUACAAUGGAGAAAAAUCUUGAGGAGAUUCGAGAGAAAUUAAAUUCCAUUCAGGAGGAACUCGUAAAGCUACAGGCACAGCUGGAUCAAAAAGACAGUGUGGUAUUUCUGAGGGAGCAAGCUGGUGCGAACAGGAGGGACAGUGAGGAAGUGAAAACACUCUCAGUGGCAGACGGUGCCUUGACGAUUGACAAAAUCGAUCACCACUUUUUGAUGAACACGUUGUGGAGAGAAACGUCUGCCAUUAAUCAAGUCUCCGUCACCCUGGAUGUGGAAACGGCUCAUCCCCACCUCGAUGUGUCUGUGGAUCGGAAGAGGGUGAGAUGGACCGGGACCCUGAUGAAUCUCCCCGACACCGGGAAGAGGUUUACAUUCAGUCGGUGUGUGCUGGGAUCGGAGGGAUUCACAUCGGGGAGACAUUACUGGGAGGUGGAGGUGGCGGGGAGUCGGCGCUGGAGUCUGGGAGUCGCCGCAGAGUCUGUAGAGAGGAAGAGAGUGGUGGAGCUGACCCCGGAGACUGGAGUCUGGAUCAUCAGGCGGCGAGGUGACAAGUUUGAUCCAUUCAAUUCCUCUCCAUCCCGUCUCCCAGCCCGUCCCAUCCCCGGGAGGGUGGGAGUUUAUCUCAGUUACGAGUCCAGGACAGUUUCAUUUUAUGACGCGGACACCAAGUCCCAUCUCCACACCUUCACUGGGAAUAAAUUCACGGAGAAACUUUAUCCUUUCUUCUGGACUUGGGCUGAGAACCAGUGGCUGAGAAUCUGCCCCGGUUCCGCUUCGGGUGUGUAAAAGAGUCGGGUCCCGGGACCGGCGUCAGGAGCGGGGCCCAGGGGCUGUGGGGCAGAAACCCGGUGGACAACAGGUCAGUCCCGAACGGCUCCCAUUUAAUCCACAAAUUCUGCCUCGUAAAAUGAGCGCGCAAAUAAAACCAGGAGGAAUGUAAAUGUGGGAAGAGUGAAAUAAACUGUGAAAUUGGA
Messenger RNA from Leucoraja erinaceus (little skate), 1623 nucleotides. RefSeq names its product zinc-binding protein A33-like. Bases 26 to 1435 code for a protein of 469 amino acids. The transcript has 6 exons. Gene Ontology annotation, molecular function: zinc ion binding; protein binding. The record is from RefSeq and is a predicted model, not a curated record. NCBI's taxonomy places the organism in Eukaryota, Metazoa, Chordata, Chondrichthyes, Rajiformes, Rajidae.